Trichoplusia ni (cabbage looper) is the source of this 1997-nucleotide messenger RNA. RefSeq lists its product as uncharacterized. The record is from RefSeq and is a predicted model, not a curated record. Bases 925 to 1605 code for a protein of 226 amino acids. Lineage: Eukaryota; Metazoa; Arthropoda; Insecta; Lepidoptera; Noctuidae. The transcript has 2 exons.
ACACCAUGAAAAAUAUCCUUUUUAAAUUUCGAACGUGCCUAGACGACAAAUUGACUGGAUUAUAUGCACUCACUUCGGGAAUCUCAUUGUCUCUGUCGUUUGUACGAAGCCGGUAUUGCCAUCACGCUCUAAUUUUCCAGUUCACGCCUGCGCGUCGAGGGCUUUCCCGAAAGAUGAGGGUUAGUCGAAGCUUCGUAGGUUGAAAAUUUUCUCGCAAAAUAAUGUUAGGUAUUGCUGUUUCCCUACCUAAAACAUAAUUUUAAAAUAAUAUUAUAGUUGCUUUGGUAAUCAGUGUAGGUUCAACUGCUUAUAUCGCUGUAAUUACUUCACUCUUUUAGUAUUUAUUGAAAAAAGUAAUAAAUCCUAUAUGAUGUUAUUGUGAAACAAAACAUCUGAAAACACAAAAAAUACAUCUUCUAGAAAAUGUGACGUAACAUAAUAGAACUAUUAUAAUUUACAACAAUAUCAGUUACGCAAGAGGGGAGGCGCAGUAUAGGUAGCUUCGAUCGUCGGACGGGCUAGAGUCAGCCUCUGGAACCGGCGAGAUCUCCCGGGCGAACGUCGUGCGCGGACGGAACAACCCGGACGCCGGACAAAAUUCGAUCAGUGCCAUCGUAAUAAUUAAAAAAAGUAAUCGAACUGUCAAAAAAAUGCGUCUGCCGCGUUUCAGAGCUGUCACAUUUGAAUUUGGAAUUUAUUUCUUUUUUAUUCGGCCCGUGUGAGAGUGAAUGUUCCGUGUGUGAUUGUGACCUUUGUUUUAGAAAAAAGAAAUUUCUUUUUUUUUGUAGUGAACUGUGAUUUGUGAUAUCCGUUUCGGACAUGAGGUGUAUGGUAUUUAACGACGAGUGAGGUUCAGAAGAUCUUCUCUUCAAAGAUGAACUGACCUUUAAUCAAAUCGAAUAAUGAACGCUUGAACCAAUCAAAAUGACUAACGUUAAAUUAAAACUCAUGUUCUUCCUCCUCAACUCUCUCCUGACAGCGGACAUAGUCCACGCGAGGCCGUACUCUGACGGUAACUCAACAGACAUCGUCAUCAAGUUUGGUACCAAUAAUACUUAUAUACCCAUUGAUCCGAACUCUGAUACGUUAGAAGUAGCAGACGAAGACGAAAUAAGGGAAACGGAUAAAACGUCGAAAACUGAGCUAGAAGACCUUAUGACCGCUGAACAGGACAGAGACAUUGAUCUAUCUAAGAAGGUCAUGAAAGAUCAGACGAAGGUUCUUGAGAUACCGAGUGGGGAAGCUGGGGCCGUCGAGAAACAGUUGAACAUAUCAAGUAGUCUGCUAGAUGACAUCAUCAAUUCAGAAACAGAUCGGGAAGACACCAUCACAGACAUUCUUUUCAGACCAGAAUCGGAAUUCGCUGAAGACAUGCCAAAAUUUGAAUUCCUCAUUGCUGCGAAGAUAAAUGGCAGUGAGUUUACUACUCGUAACGUUAGUGAGUUUGAGAGAGAUAGGAACAGUAGUGAUGUGUUGAAGAAGGUGGACUACGUGGAGCUGGUGGAGGUGGCCAAACCUUCGAAGGAGAACAGGAGCGCGCUCAUGAUGAACAUCACUGGACAUGAAGUGGACAACGACUUGGCUCCCGAUACGAGUGAGUAUUAAGAUAUGGAUUUUAUGUUUUACGAAAUAGGGUGCUGUUUUCUGUGGCACACAAAGAUGAGAUUAAGAACCGCUGAAAACCAAGGUACUUAUGGUAAUUGUUGCUGUUCAAUUAUGAGUAAUUUCAAUAAUGAUUUGAUCCAGUAAACCAUUCCUAAUAGAAGCAUUUAACCCUGAGUUAAAAAUAAUACUAAGUUCGUUGAACGUACUUAUUCUUUAUUCAGGAUUAUAUUUUCAAUUACCAGCGAAAUUGGUUCGACGUCGGCGUCCCGUGUUUGUUACCUAACAGAUGCAAAAAAUAGCUGUUUUUUCACGCUGGCGUCGGAGGUGUUAGAAAUUUAGGCCCUGGCUGUAACGAAUGUUGAGUUUUGUGCAAAUAUUAUCUCAGAGAAUAA